AUGUCAGAAUUUGAUAUUGAUCAACUCAGCGCAUCAUCCACCGACAAUCUACGCUCAUCGAACGAGAUUAAAAUUGGAAAGCAUUUGACGCAAAAACCCAAAUUCUCCGAAUCUCAUAAUGAGUUGAGAUCGACAGGGACUUUGUUGAGUCUUUUGAUACCCGGGACGAGGAAGAUGUCCAACAUAAAACCGAUCUCUCUAAUCGUAUGA
This is a messenger RNA of Sclerotinia sclerotiorum 1980 UF-70, 210 nucleotides long. RefSeq lists its product with no specific name. The record is from RefSeq and is a predicted model, not a curated record. NCBI's taxonomy places the organism in Eukaryota, Fungi, Ascomycota, Leotiomycetes, Helotiales, Sclerotiniaceae. The transcript is spliced from 2 exons. The coding region runs from base 1 to 210 and encodes 69 amino acids.